Bicyclus anynana (squinting bush brown) is the source of this 970-nucleotide messenger RNA. RefSeq names its product 3-oxoacyl-[acyl-carrier-protein] reductase FabG-like. Gene Ontology annotation, molecular function: oxidoreductase activity. NCBI's taxonomy places the organism in Eukaryota, Metazoa, Arthropoda, Insecta, Lepidoptera, Nymphalidae. The coding region runs from base 163 to 936 and encodes 257 amino acids. The record is from RefSeq and is a predicted model, not a curated record. The transcript has 2 exons.
CUUAGCUCGAAAGUAUUAGCGUUGUAGUCUGUGGCUUGCCUUGAGAGUUUGAAAUGAAAAGCUAGUAGGUAGAUUUGUGUAGUGUGUACUUUUUCACUGUCACUGUUACGUCAGCGUCAAUCACGUUAAUCUGUUGCUGUUGUCCUGUGUAUUUUAGGUACGAUGUUCACGGAUAAAGUUGUGCUUAUUACCGGUGCAAGUUCUGGGAUUGGAGCUGACAGCGCCAAAGAGUUUUCCAAACUAGGAGCAAAUGUUAUAAUAACGGGAAGAAAUAAGUCAAACCUUGAUGAAGUAUCUAAAACAUGUGAAGAAGUUUCUCCGAAUAAACUGAAACCUUUGGUUAUUAUUGCUGAUAUUAAUAAAGAAAACGAUGUUGAAAAUAUCAUAAAAACCAGUAUCAAUAAUUUCAAUAAACUUGAUGUAUUGGUAAAUAACGCUGGUGUGUUAGAAUCGGGAUCUAUAGAGACCACGUCUCUUGAACAGUACGACAGAGUUAUGGGCACUAACGUGCGUAGUCAGUACUAUUUGACCAUGUUAGCUACUCCGCACCUUAUUAAGAGCAAGGGAAAUAUUGUAAACGUUUCUAGUGUAACUGGCAUGAGAUCUUUCCCAAAUGUCCUUGCCUAUUGUAUGUCGAAAGCAGCAGUGGAUCAAUUUACUAGAUGUGUUGCUCUAGAGCUUGCUCCAAAGGGCGUUCGUGUUAAUGCUGUAAACCCUGGAGUUAUCACUACUGGUUUACACAAAAAAGAUGGAUUGAACGAUGAACAAUAUGAAGCGUUUUUGAAAAAAUGUGCAACUACACACGCCCUUGGUAGACCUGGAGAAACAAAGGAAGUAACUUCAGUUAUCGUGUUUUUAGCAGGCGAAGGUGCGAGCAAUAUUACAGGAGCUACCUUACCCGUUGAUGGUGGCCGACAUGCAAUGUGCCCUCGUUGAACGAUGUUUAUAAAUAAAAUUUUUACUAAAACAA